UUAUUGAGGCAACGUUUAACGCCAAACGCGUAUUCAUCGUGUACAAGCACUGCAUUUGUGUGAGUAUGAGCCAUUGAAAACUUACUAGAAAAUAACCACUAUGGCUAGGAUGAUCUGUGUCAUGGCGUAUUGACGAUAGGCUAGGUUGGCGAAAUGUGAUAUGUUGGUAUUAGUGGUACUGUUUUUUUUUUUCUUUUCUUUUUUUCUUGUAGUGUCAAAAGGUGCCAAAAUUCAUAGCAGCUGGGAAGGGUUACUGUGUUUUACAUUAAAGUUUCAUAUUGUUGCGUAUUAUCUAUAAUAAUGGAAUCUGACUUUUCGGGCGUGAAUUUGGAAGAUCGUGAAGAAGGUGAAAUCGUGGACGAUGAUUUUGAGGAUAUUUCGGAUAAUUCCAUCAUUGUUCCAAUUUUCUCUGGUAAGUCUGUAUCAACUAAAGAACAUUUACCUGCUAUUUCUUUAAGUAGCGUUACCGAUGCGGAUGAACCGAAAAGUGAGAAUAAACCACGGCACCGUCACAAAGUUACAAGAAAAAAAAUUUCCAAAUCCAAGAAAAGAAGAAAUAGUCACCGAAAGUCAACUUGCAGUGAUUCUGAUAGUGAUGAAUACUUGGAAUUAGAUAGAAAAUUGCAAAAACAGUUGAAAGCUGCUAUUCGGGUGGAUGACACUGAAGAGAAACACAAAAAUAGCUUACAGUCAAGGCUAAAAGCUAUGACAAAAUUAGAUGAAUCAGACAGUUGUAUGGAAAAAAAUGAUAAUAAAAAGAUUGAGGAAAAAGACACUUCAGAUGAAGGGGAUAGUGAAUUGGCUGAGUUGAGAUUGGAAGCUUUACGUACGGCCGUUUUAAAUAAAUUUAUGCAUCGAAAAAAGAGAAAAGUAAAGGAAAGUAAUGAUCAUGAUGUUUUAUCAGAUGCCUCUGUCAAAACAGAUAAUUCUGAAACUAAUAAAGAAAAUAAUCAUAAUACGAUAGAGAACUGUCCAAAAAAAAUCUGUAUAGAGAAUUCAGUUAUACAAAAUAAAGAAAAUAAAGUAGAAAUUACAAAUAAUGUUAUAGAAAAUAAUACUCCACCCGAGGAAGAUGAAGAUGUCUUAAGGGCUUUGUUGUUAGCUUCAAUGUCGAGAAAAAUUACUAGUGAAAAAGAAACGAAGAGAACUGUUUUACCGCUAACAAAUAAUGGGAUCAAGCAUACAUUACGAAAUGUAGAUGAAAAGAGAGAAACAGCAAAUUUACCUAUAAACAAUGUAGUUAAUUUUAAAAACCGUGUAACUAAAAUUAAUAUUGCAAUGAAAAAUCUACAGUUGCCAGUAGUUAAACCUCUGAUAAUUAAUAUAAAUAAAGAUUCAGAUUCAGAGGAUGAUCUCUUUAAUAAAGCAAUUAAAAAUACAGGUACUCAGAUAGUUCAACAGAAACAGAUUGAUAUGGAAAUUGAGCAAAGCGUAGAUAAAUUUUUAAAGGAACAAAGAGCGAAAGUUGAAGCACAACUGUCUCCUAUACCAAAGUGUCCAGCGAAACCUAAAAACUCCUCACUUAUUCUAGAAAAAUCAUGUGUUAAAUUGUUGCCUAAAGUAAAACAAGUAGAAUACCAAAAAUUAUUACAGAGAUUAAAAAAUGCCGAAAAGAAACCGAGGGUAAGAAGACUGUCUCACAAACUGAGUAGCGAGGGAAAACCCGUUGCAUGUACGUCCAAAAAAAUUGUCCGACCUAAAUUGCCAGCUGGUAAACAAGUAACUGUGUCAAAAGUGGAUCCCGCCCAGAACGAUAAGAGUGAAGUCCGAACACUACACAAAAUUCUGAAGGAAAUUCAAGUUCAAAAGAAUGGAAGAUUACAGAUCCAAGAAAAAUAUAAAGUACUUAUGCCUGUAAUUAAGAAAAUUAACGAAGCAAGUUUAGAAAGAAGAAAGUGUGAGGAUGAAGUCAAACGUCUACUUCAGGAGAUAGCGGACAUGAAGAAGAAACUGACAAAGUCGCAACAGGACUUCAAUAAUCAAGUUAGCAAUCUGGUUCGAGAAAAAGAACGAAUUGAUAAGAGUAUGCCUACGAAAAAAACUGAACUCGCCGAAGACAAAAAGGCACGUUUCACAUCAUCGACACCAAUAAAAGACAAACCGUCCGUAGUUUCAUUCGAAACGAGUUCUCUUCCCACUAUCACUCCCAAUAACACACUUCCGUUAUCUGAAAAAAUUGCAGAGCCCCGUGUGGGAAACCGAAAGGAAGAGGAUGUCGUGGAUGCACCUCUAAACCCAGGGGACUCCAACGAUAUCGAUAUAAUCUGUAGCAAACAGAAAAAUACGUUUCCGAAAUACAUAUCACCGUUAGACAAAGUAAAAAGUUACGGACGACCCGUUUUCCAUCGUAUGUCCGUACGAUGUGGAUGGCAAUUGCCGGGAUCCCGAGUGCAUUUAUAAACAUUUACUCAAGUGAAAUAAACUAACAGUGUCAUCUAACUUUAUCUUCUAUAGAGCCAGUUUUUUUUUCCUUUAAAUCUUAGUGUACCAUAGUUUCCCUCUAUUUAUUGGAGUCGAUAUAUAUUUUUUGUAAUUGUAGCGAGCUUUUAUAAUGUCUGUUUAUAAAUAUACUGUUACCAGUUCUUGUGAUAAAAUACUAAACAUUAUGAAAGCCGGUAAGGUUUAUAUAGAGACUAUAUAUUUAAAGUACAAAUUUUAGAGUUUGCCAUUAUUUUUUCAGUUUCCUUUAGGACUGGUGAAUUUUUUAACCAAAGUAGUUUUCUACUCUGUUUUCUACUAUGUUUUGUACAUAUACGUUACUUUUUAUGUUGUCUUGAGAUACUAUUAAAUAUUUUUGUAUAUAAAAUUGCAAA
This is a messenger RNA of Anoplophora glabripennis (Asian longhorned beetle), 2813 nucleotides long. Its product is annotated as calponin homology domain-containing protein DDB_G0272472. The transcript is spliced from 4 exons. The record is from RefSeq and is a predicted model, not a curated record. Lineage: Eukaryota; Metazoa; Arthropoda; Insecta; Coleoptera; Cerambycidae. The coding region runs from base 301 to 2400 and encodes 699 amino acids.